AUGGAGAUGGGUUUCCUGGGUUUGGGAAGAUGGAGGAGGCGAGCUCUGCCGCAUACUUGGUCUGGGAGGAUCUCAUGGCUGUGCUGCCCAACUAUGGCAGUCCAAGGCCAGCGAAGAAGCUGCUCCAGGGCCUCAGUGGGUAUGCGGCUCCUGGACGGAUCAUGGCCAUAAUGGGACCCUCUGGAUCAGGGAAGUCUACGCUUCUUGAUUCAUUGGCAGGGAGGUUGGGGAGAAAUGUGGUUCUCACUGGGAAGGUGUUGCUGAAUGGGAAGAAGAGGAGGCUUGAUUACGGUGUUGUGGCUUAUGUGACACAAGAAAAUGUUCUGCUUGGGACUCUGACAGUCAGAGAGACCAUCACUUACUCAGCUCACUUGAGGCUUCCUACCACUAUGAGAAAGAAGGAGGUGCAAGCUGUAGUGGAACGCAUCCUUGAUGAAAUGGGACUGCAAGAAUGUGCUGACCGGCCAAUAGGGAACUGGCAUUUGAGGGGAAUUAGUGGUGGAGAGCAGAAGAGGCUCAGCAUUGCUUUGGAGAUACUCACUCGCCCUCGUCUCUUGUUCUUGGAUGAGCCUACAAGUGGCCUGGAUAGUGCCUCUGCUUUCUUUGUGAUUCAGACAUUGAGGCAGAUGGCGAGAGAUGGUAACAAGACCAUUAUCUCAUCGAUUCAUCAGCCUAGCGGUGAAGUUUUUGCUCUCUUCGAUGAUCUCUACCUCUUGUCUGGUGGGGAGGCUGUUUACUUUGGAGAUGCCAAGUUGGCUACCGAGUUUUUUGCAGAGGUUGGAUUCCCUUGUCCCAGCAGAAGAAAUCCUUCAGACCACUUCCUUCGGUGUAUUAAUUCUGAUUUUGAUCUUGUUAAUGCUACGCUGAGAGGAUCACUAAAACACCUUGCAGAAACAGAAUCAUCAUCAGAUCCUCUGUCAAAGUUAGGCACCUCUGAGAUAAAAGCAAUUCUUAUUGACAGAUACAAGAGCUCGGACUAUGCAUUAAUGGCCAGACAAAGAAUUCAAGAGAUAUCCAAAAUGGAAGGGCUAACAGUGGGGUCAGAGAAAGGAAGCCAUGCCACGUGGCUGAAGCAGCUCACUACAUUAACAAGAAGAUCAUUUGUCAACAUGUCCAGGGAUAUUGGUUACUAUUGGGGUCGGAUUGUCAUAUAUAUAGUUGUUUCUCUUUGUGUUGGCAGUGUAUAUUACAAUGUGGGAACAAGCUAUACAGCCAUACUGGGGAGAGCCUCUUGUGGUGGUUUUGUAUCAGGCUUCAUGACUUUCAUGUCCAUCGGAGGGUUUCCAUCGUUUGUUGAAGAGAUGAAGGUUUUCUCACGCGAAAGGCAAAAUGGGCAUUACGGUGUUGCAGUAUUCAUACUAUCCAACUUCUUGUCAUCCUUUCCCUUCUUGGCUGCAGUCUCUAUUGCUUCUGGAACUAUAACAUAUUUUAUGGUGAGAUUUCACAAGGGCUUCUCUCAUUAUGCCUAUUUCACCAUCAGUCUCUACGGUGGUGUUGCGGUGAUAGAGAGCAUCAUGAUGAUUGUUGCAUCCCUUGUUCCAAACUUUCUAAUGGGCAUUAUCACUGGAGCUGGUAUCAUUGGAAUUAUGAUGAUGACGGCCGGGUUCUUCCGUUUGCUGCCUGAUCUUCCUAAGCCUGUUUGGCGCUAUCCAAUAUCUUAUAUCAGCUAUGGUUCAUGGGCCUUGCAGGGCAAUUACAAGAAUGAUUUACUUGGUCUAGAGUUUGAUCCUCUGGUUCCUGGAGAUAAAAAAUUGAGUGGAGAAUACAUCAUCAAACACUUAUUUGGAAUCAGUUUGGCUCGUUCAAAGUGGUUUGAUUUAUCAAUUGUUUUUGUCUUGCUGAUUGCAUACAGGAUUCUCUUCUUUCUCAUAUUGAAGUUCAAGGAGCGAGCUUCCCCUGUUUUAAGAUCAAUCUAUGCAAGAACAACAAUUCACCAUAUAAUGAAAAGGCCUUCAUUUCAGAAGAGGAAAUCUUCAUUUUCUUCUCGAAAUCCACCUCACCACCCAAUGUCUUCACAGGAAGGUCUUAGCUCUCCUCUGCCAUAAAGUCUAAGUUCCAUAAUAAUUUUAUGUUGAGUUUAAGAAUAUGAUACUGUAUAUGCAUAUCAUUUGGUGUAUGCUUUUCAUUUUAUGUGUUGGG
This is a messenger RNA of Dioscorea cayenensis subsp. rotundata (Guinea yam), 2139 nucleotides long. RefSeq names its product ABC transporter G family member 15-like. Gene Ontology annotation, cellular component: membrane. Gene Ontology annotation, molecular function: ABC-type transporter activity; ATP binding; ATP hydrolysis activity. Bases 30 to 2045 code for a protein of 671 amino acids. The transcript is spliced from 8 exons. The record is from RefSeq and is a predicted model, not a curated record. Lineage: Eukaryota; Viridiplantae; Streptophyta; Magnoliopsida; Dioscoreales; Dioscoreaceae.